Molecule: messenger RNA, 1311 nt
Organism: Fibroporia radiculosa
Lineage: Eukaryota; Fungi; Basidiomycota; Agaricomycetes; Polyporales; Fibroporiaceae
Exons: 2
Coding region: 1-1311 (436 amino acids)
Source: RefSeq, a predicted model, not a curated record
AUGGUCCCAUAUCGUCAGAAAACUGGGCACGGUUCCAUUAUUAUGCGCGUAAUUCGUACCGCUGUCGUCAGGUCCAUAGACGCAAGGAUUUGGACACCAAGUCUCCUCACCUUGCACAAGAAUCAAGGAAAACGCCCUCUGCUGCCUUCUCUUCAAGACCUUGUCUGGGAUCAAAAGCUCAAUCUAAAACCCUCCUUCUCUGUCCUCCUUCUCUUCAUACCCUCAACGCUUCGUACUCUCCGACUGUGGCUCAUUGGUGGGUAUAGGUUUUCGCAUGAAUACAUACGUAGGAUAGAGUCUACUUUAGCGGGGUUGUUGCAGAGCCUCCAAUCUCAAGCGCCAUCUUUGGUGGCAUACACUUUGCGACCGUUCAAGACAUUCCAAACAUGGCCUCCACAGGCUUCUGUAUCGUUCGUGGCCCACCACAACUUAUGCCGCAUACACCUCGCGCACUCCGUCUCGAUUAGAUCACUCAUCCUACGCGCGCUCAGCACGCUUGAACAUCUAGUUGUUCUCAGAGUCAUGCACCUCACUGUGGAAGGCGAUGAGCAGCUAUCCCCUUUCUCUUAUCCCUUCUUGUCUGAAUUUUCCACGUCUGGAGAUAUCAAAGCACUCACGACGUUCUUCACACAUGUUUCUUUCCCUAAGAUCGAACGUCUCUCUCUGUGGGAGGCUGUCGCAACACGGGCUGUCCUACGAGCCGAAAUGCAUCACGAAUGGCUUUCGAUACUGCAAAACGCAUGCUCGGAUAGUAUCCAAAUGUUACACAUCCACGUCCGAACACAUCCCAGCCUUGGAAAUAUUGACCGAGUGCCAGUACGGUGUGAUCUUCUCGCCAUUAUUCGCCCUCUCUUUGCUAUGUAUGGCCUACGCGAUUUGCGUUUCACAAUUUCGCACCCAAAGGCACUGUUCUCCGUUACCGACCGCGAUAUUCGAGACAUGGCAAGCGCGUGGCCGGGGAUGACGACUCUUACUCUUGAUUACAACAGUGGACCCACGCUACCCACCAUCUCUUCCCUGCAAUAUUUCGCCCAACUUUGUCCCGAUCUCGAAUCGCUGCACAUGAGCGCAUUUAGAAUGGAGCUUUCAUCGCCCCUCCUCGCGGAUGGGACGACCAUGAACUCGAAUAAGCUGCAGAAUAUCAGCUUCAGGCGACUGACAGGCAAGAACCGAAGAAUUACAGACCAAACUGAGAUGGCGCUGUUUCUCUUCAGAACAUUUCCUCUUCUAGAUAGCGAUAGAUUGGAGAAAUGUGCUUUCCAAAAUCGCCAAAUAUCAGUCCAAGAGGAGGGCGUUGCCAUGAUGAAGUGA